UUGUCUGAGAGUGAAGAUUCUCAGGAUUCAUCAGAUAGCAUAGGCUCUUCACAGAAAGCUCGAGGCAUCUUAGCUCGUCGUCCCUCUUACCGGAAAAUUUUGAAAGAUCUUUCUUCUGAAGAUACACGUGACAGAAAAGGAGAUGAGGAGAGUCCUGGUGUCUCUACUGUUACAUCUAUGUCCGUUCCCACACCCAUCUACCAGACAAGCACUGGACAGUACAUUGCCAUUGCUGCCAAUGGCUUGCAGCUGGCCAGCCCAGGCGCCGAUGGUGUGCAGGGUCUGCAGACACUGACGAUGGCCAAUGCUGGUGGUGCUCAGCCUGGAACAACGAUACUGCAGUACGCACAGACAUCAGAUGGUCAACAGAUCCUUGUACCCAGCAACCAGGUGGUAGUGCAGACUGCCUCAGGAGACAUGCAGACCUACCAGAUCCGCACCACCCCAACCACCACCUCCCUUCCCCAGACUGUGGUGAUGACAUCUCCUGUCACUCUGACAUCACAGACAAGUAAGACGGAUGAUCCACAGUUGAAACGAGAGAUACGGCUGAUGAAGAACAGAGAAGCUGCUCGAGAAUGCCGUAGAAAGAAGAAAGAGUAUGUUAAAUGCCUGGAAAAUCGAGUUGCGGUCCUGGAAAACCAGAACAAAACUCUAAUUGAAGAGUUAAAAACUUUGAAAGAUCUUUACUGUCAUAAAAGCGUGUAAGAAAAGAAGGUAAAACUUUGGACUGUUUAAAUUUCAGAGGAGAAUUUUUUUUUAUACUGAAUUUUUUAAACUAGAUGAAAGGUCAAAAAAUGAAACUUUUCUACCUAGAUUUCACAACUUAAAGACUCUAUAGAUUUUAUUUACAACAUGUUGGUGACAAAGUACAAAAAAAGGAAACAAGAAAACCUCACCAAAAUUCCUGCUGGCACAACUGGAAACUUUCUAAAGUCAAGAUUGCAUCAACAGUAAAGGACAGUCAGGUUUUACAAGGCAGGUGAUUAGAAUUUCUUCACAUACCUCUUGUAACAGAGGCAAUAUUUGGUUACAGUUAAAACGUGGAUGAUGUGGAAUCCUUGCCAUAGUUGACAUUCUUAGUAACAUUUGUAACCAGUAUAUGUUUUGAUUUCUUACUUUUUUUUUUUUUUUUUUUCAAUUCUUACUUUUUCUUUCAGUUCUUUGUAUGUAAAUAUUUUGGGUUUAACCUGUAAGUUGUUCUUUACAGGUGCAGAUGCUAAAAAGAAGCUCAUACUUUGCUAGAGGUAUAAAUUAUGUUUACUCUUUCUCAGCUGACAGUUUAAAAAGUUGGGGUUUUUCUUUUCAACGUUUGCUGUGUUUAUCAAAUUUGGGAAGGAUCUGCAGAAAGCGGCGAGAGGCCGAGUCCUGACAGUGUCUGAGGCGCAUGAACUAAGGGGUUGGCUUUCCUAAGAGAAUUCAACACGUCCAGUUAUUUUCUAGUACAGUGUGGUAGAACGAGUACUGGUGAAGAAAAGCUUCUGAAGAAUGAUUUCGCAACAGGUUGCUCUUAGUUGCUGGGCAUGAGAAACAUCUAGAAUUGAGAAACAAACCGUGUGCUGCCUGUAAAUACAACAGAACACGCGUUGCUUCUUCUGUCUGGAGGCUCUACUGUGCUUUGGAACAUUGAAACCAAAUAGAAGAAGAAUGCUAAAACACAAAAAUGGAAGAUAUAUACCAAAGGGUUACUGAGGUUCUAAUAUAUGGUUUAUAUGCUGAAAGUAGUGCAACAUUUCCAGACUGAUUUUGUAAGGUAGGUGAUAUUUUGCAAAGUAAUGGUAUCUUUGUAAGCAAAUACUCUAUUGAAAACAGGUAGAUGGUUGGUAUAUUUUGUAGCUAAAUUAGGAUCUUUACAAAUUCUGAAAUUGAGUUUAUAUACGUAUUUUGACAGUUUCUAUAUUUCAUUUUAGUAAACAAAUGAAAUAUUUUGUGAAGAAGCAGAUUUUCAAGCAUAUAUUUUUAUGGAUAGUACGAAAUCAAAUGAGAUCCUCUUUGGUGUAGGAGAUAUUUGAAUUAAUUUUGUAUGUCUGUAGGCAACUUGCAAAAAAAAAACCAUGGAUCCUAGAGAAUAUUGGGAAAAAAAGAGAAAAAAAGAGAUCAGGGCUUGUAUUCCCACAGCUGCUGAUAUCUGCACAUUCGAUCUGGUCGCUAUCAGAGAUUCUAGUUUGUCUGAUUUUAAUCUGUUUCAGGUGGCAGUUAAAUGUUUGACAUGAUCAGGAGUCUUUUGGGUGUGGAAUCUCCAUUCUUGGAGAUACCCAAAAGCCGCCUGGACGAGGUCCUGGGCCGCCGGCUCGAGCAGGGGGUGGGAGCCAGUGACCUCCCGAGGUGCUGUCCCACCUCCACCCUCCUGUGAUCCUGUGAAAUAGAAACAUGUGUAUGCAGUGCUUAUUGCAUGAAUAAUAACUACACUAUUUUCCAUAGUUAGGAUUGAAUCCUGCUUCCAGUUAUGUCAGUGGGAAUUGCACUAUGGACUAUGCUAUUCAAAAGGUGUUAGAGCUCCGUGUGUGUGUGUUGUGCUGGCUCCGAGCUGAAUGAAAUCAAGAGGUCUACUCACUCCCCAGCUGUCUACUGCUUCUCAUACGGCCAAACUGGAGAAUCCAUUUCUGUUUGCGAUCAUGUCAAAAGAGAGUGCUUUCCUUGCACAUCAGAAAUAGUGAGCAGGGUGGAAAUGUUUGUAGGCAACUGCUCCAAAGGAGGUGUUCGGUGCCUCCUGGUUCUGUUCGUGGGAUUUCAGGAAGAAUGAAGCCAUGAAACGUGCUUGGCACCUCCGGGAAUUGGACCUUCUCGCUCUGUCCCCCAUCAGGUCUUUGUGCGCUACUUGGCGUAUGUUGAAGAGGGUUUGACCUACAGUACUGCAACUAAUUUGGGAACUCCUCUGUAUGGGUUGUGAUCCUCACUGUGUGCUGUUGUUCCUUUACCUUCUUUUGUAAUACAGAAUAACAAGAAUAAUUAAAAAAAAGUUAUCAAGUGUUAAGACUGUAACAAAAUGGUGGCCCAUUCUUUCUGUAUUCAGCAAGUAAAACAUGUCGUGCUGCCAGACAUCAUGUUAGUACAUUUUUAUCCUCUUCAAGUAAGUGUUUUGGAAAGAGCAGCUUAUUUUUCAUCAUCGAAAUAUUAAACAGUAACAUGAGUUUGCUCUUUGAGUCGUCACUUAUCACGAAGUACUUACGUUGGAUUUACUUCACAAUCUAGAUUGUAAGAGAGUAAAAUCUGUAUCCUGAGAGUAAGAGAGAUAGAACCUACUACCGUUCUGCUGGUUAUUUCCAAACAGAAGUACAUUACAUGCUUUAUAUGAAUUGUAAAUACUUGUUGAAACAAUUAGAUGGUUGCAAAUUUUGACCUUGAUAAAUAAAGUCGCCAAAAUCUA
This is a messenger RNA of Strigops habroptila (Kakapo), 3367 nucleotides long. RefSeq names its product cyclic AMP-dependent transcription factor ATF-1. The record is from RefSeq and is a predicted model, not a curated record. Gene Ontology annotation, molecular function: DNA-binding transcription factor activity, RNA polymerase II-specific; RNA polymerase II cis-regulatory region sequence-specific DNA binding. Lineage: Eukaryota; Metazoa; Chordata; Aves; Psittaciformes; Psittacidae. The transcript is spliced from 6 exons. Gene Ontology annotation, biological process: regulation of transcription by RNA polymerase II. Gene Ontology annotation, cellular component: nucleus; ATF4-CREB1 transcription factor complex. The coding region runs from base 178 to 708 and encodes 176 amino acids.